AUGGGAAACUGCCGGUGUGAACUGAAAAAUGCCCUGCAGCAGACCACAGGGAAGAACCAGAAGAGGCCCAGCUAUAUCGUACAGAUUCCUAAGCCACUGGGGAAGGAUGUUCCCCCACACAGGCAGAAGAAAGCCAUGCCAGAUCCCACCUCAACAAAGAGCGCACAGUACAUUUUUCAGCUGCAGCCAAGUUUCAGCCAGACAACACUGCUGGAAAGCAGCCCAGUCAGUCAAGAGGAGCCAAGUUUCAGCCAGACAACACUGCCGGAAAGCAGCCCAGACAGUCAAGAGUGGUUCUGGACAAAGCAACCUGUAGAAAGCAACAAGAUGAUGAAAACCUUUCUUUCAUUCAAGACAUUGAAAUCCUACCUUCUUGGCCCUAGAAAAGCAGCCAAAGAGGGUCCUUCUCCAAGUAUUCUCGGGAGCAUCUCCACAGUUACGAGAGAGGCUGACGACAGCAUCAGGAAUACACUAACCUUUGCAAACAGCAUCACUGCAGAGGAGCAUACGAGAACAGCAUCACCCAGGACAAUGCAGGUGUCAUUACAAAGCCAGUUUCAAGCCACAGGUUCUCCCCCUCAUAGAUUGGUCAGCUCACCUGACCAUGCUAUGACAAAACCAGCAGAAGACCUAUGGGCAGAAGAGUUUUACAGGACAGGUCUGAAAAGGGGAUUGCUCCCAAGCUGGACAGAAGUGCCUAUGGUUGAAAAGGCAGAACUUGGAGAAGGCCAGAAGGUCGAGGAAAUCUCUUCUCAGGAAGCCACGUGCAAACCCAAGACCAAUGUUGUUUUUCUGAAAGUCCAUAAGAGUGCCAGCAGCACUGUCAUGAACAUCCUCUUCCGCUUUGGUGAGAUGCACAACCUCACCUUUGCCUUCCCCGUCAAGGGUGGCAGCCAGCUCUUUUACCCACACCACUUCUUGGCAAGGUUUGUGCAAGGGUUCUCUGCUGAGAGUGCUCCGCAGUUCAACAUCCUCUGCCAUCACAUGCGGUUCCUACGGCCAGAGGUGCAGAGAGUGAUUCCAAGGACGGCCAUAUAUUUCUCCAUCCUGAGAAACCCAGUGCAGCUCAUGGAGUCCUCCUUCACGUACUACAAGGGCACAUCAGCCUUCUCCCGCGCCCACAGCCUGGAGGAGUUCCUCAGCCAGCCCUACCGCUUCUACAACCCUGCAGUUGGCGACAGCCACUAUGCCAGGAACCUCAUGACCUUCGACUUUGGCUUCAAUCCUGAUGCAGACAUCUCACCAAAGCGGGUGCACCUGAUGCUGAAGGCCAUUGAGGCAUCCUUUGACUUGCUCCUUAUCUCUGAGUACUUCGAUGAGUCCAUGGUGCUGCUGAAGGAAAUAAUGUGCUGGGACCUGGACAGUGUCGUGUCCUUUCCACUCAACAGCAGGCAUAACAGUACCAGGUCCCCCCUCUCAGACAGCAUGGUGGAGAAGAUAAAGAACUGGAACAGGCUGGACUGGGAAAUUUACAGCCAUUUCAACAAGACCUUCUGGGAGAGGAUUGAUCGAGAUAUCGGCAGGGAACGCAUGCAGCAGGAAGUAAGGGCACUUCAGGAGAGGCAAGCAGAGCUGGCAGAGAUCUGCCUGCAAGGAAGAGGAAGCGUAUCCCCUAAAGACAUCAAGGAUUCUUCCCUGAUGCCACUGCAAUUUGGCAAUGCCAAAAUCUUAGGCUAUAACCUCAAGCAGGGCUUGGACAAGAAGAUGGAGCACAUAUGCCGGCGGAUGGUGACACCAGAGCUCCAGUACAGCAGCGCUUUGUACAAGAAGCAGUUUCCCCAGAAACUCUCGCAGAUCCACAAGCCAGUUCCCUCACUGCAGGGCAUGCAGCAGCGCAACACCCUCAGGAGACCUGUGGCAUAGGCUGGAGGGAACCCACAACUGACUGACCUUGUCCUCCUCAGGCUUCAUUCUCCAGCUCUCCUCUGCUGAGUACAGCAAGGCACCAAGCUGUGGUGCACCUGUCCAGCCAUGAGGAGGGAGCUCGAGCUGCUGCUCACCUAAUGUGCCCUAGGGUUUAAGUAAGGUGUUUCUCUCCCCCAGGGAGUGACCAAGUUGGUGGGCUGGUGACCAUGUGCUCUGUCAGAGCCCCUGGAAACCUCUGUCUCUGCAGGAUUAUGCAAGUCCUUGGGUGUUAUGCACUGCUCUUGCUGCAAAGCAGGGCAGGGCUCAACAGAGGCUCUGCACAGUGACAGGUCCCAGGGGCUCAUCUUGACAGGGCUCUCCCGGGGUAGGUCCUGAACAAGCAGGGCAGGAAUCCCUGACUCACAACCAAAGCAUCAGAGCAGCCAGUUCAGGGGAUGGAAGCAGACGGAGCAGAUGCCAGGAGGCUUCAGGCUGUAGCAGAGCUGAACACAGCUGGGGGGAGCAGGAGAAAGGACAGGCCACACUCAGCCAAGUCCACCAUCAUAAGGGUGCUUGUCACAGCAGACAAAACCACAGCUCUCCACCGUGGGGUGUAUGUUGUUCUCUGAUGGCUCUGCCAGGGUGCUGUCUAUUCUGUCACACAUAUGAUGUUUGAGAGGAAUUAAACACAAGGCAUGUGGAAACACCACCAAGAGUCCAGUUCUUACCCUACAGACCAGGGAGGUGAA
Messenger RNA from Dromaius novaehollandiae (emu), 2594 nucleotides. Its product is annotated as galactose-3-O-sulfotransferase 2-like. The transcript is spliced from 3 exons. NCBI's taxonomy places the organism in Eukaryota, Metazoa, Chordata, Aves, Casuariiformes, Dromaiidae. The record is from RefSeq and is a predicted model, not a curated record. Gene Ontology annotation, molecular function: galactosylceramide sulfotransferase activity. Gene Ontology annotation, biological process: glycolipid biosynthetic process. The coding region runs from base 1 to 1863 and encodes 620 amino acids. Gene Ontology annotation, cellular component: membrane.